AUGGACAGGCUUAUUGGUUUGGAGCCAUCAAAUCUUGUAGCAAUCAGGAUUGAACAUGGACAGAAGUGCUAUGGGGAACUCACUCUCCGCAAUGUUAUGUACACCAUGCCGGUGGCCUUUAGGAUCCAGGCCGUGAACAAGACUCGGUACACGAUCAAGCCACAGUCAGGAAUCAUAUCUCCUCUUGCAACACAAACUAUAGAGAUCAUAUAUCAUCUCCCUCCAGGUUCUCUUCUUCCAGAGACAUUUCCUCACUGCGAGGACUCAUUUCUUUUGCAUAGCGUGGUGGUUCCUGGUGCAGCAGUCAAAGAUGCUACAUCAAGUAUGGAUGCAGUUCCGAAUGACUGGUUCACAACCAGGAAAAAACAAGUUUUCAUAGAUAGUGCUAUCAAGGUCAUGUUUGUUGGGUCCCCAAUUUUGGCUCAGCUAGUUAGGGAUGGCUUAAUGGAUGAGAUCAGAGAAGUGCUUGAGCGUAGUGACCCGGCAUGUAAUCCAGCCGAUUCAGUUGAUUUUCAUGGGCAAACAUUACUUCAUAUAGCCAUCUCUCAAGGCCGUGCAGACAUUGUACAGUUACUUCUUGAAUUUGAGCCAGAUGUGGAGUUUCAAAGCCGAUCAGGGUCUAGUCCACUUGAGGCAGCUGCAGGUUCUGGUGAGGCCUUGAUUGUUGAGCUUUUAUUAGCUCGUCGAGCCAGCACAGAAAGAUCACAAUCCUCUACUUGGGGUCCAGUCCACCUUGCAGCUGGAGGCGGCCAUUUAGAGGUGUUAAGGCUUAUUUUACUUAAAGGCGCUAAUGUCAAUGCUCUCACUAAAGAUGGAAACACUGCCUUGCAUCUCGCCGUUGAGGAGCGUAGACGCGAUUGUGCGCGCCUUUUGUUAGCUAGUGGAGCAAAAGCUGAUAUUCGCAAUACUGGAGAUGGUGAUACGCCUAUGCACAUAGCUGCUGGAUUAGGAGAUGAGAACAUGGUCAAGCUGCUAUUACAUAAAGGUGCCAAUAAAGACAUCCGCAAUAAGAACGGCAAAACUGCCUAUGAUAUUGCUGCAGAAUAUGGCCACACUCGCCUUUUUGAUGCCUUAAAAUUGGGUGACAGUUUAUGCAUAGCUGCUCGUAAAGGAGAGGUAAGGACGAUCAGCAGGUUGAUUGAAAAUGGGGCAGCAAUCAAUGGCCGUGACCAACACGGAUGGACUGCAUUGCAUAGAGCUGCAUUCAAAGGAAAAAUUGAUGCUGUUCGGGUUUUGAUUGAGAAGGGAAUUGAUAUUGAUGCCAAAGAUGAAGAUGGUUACACUGCAUUGCAUUGUGCAGUGGAGUCUGGUCAUGCAGAUGUGAUUGAGUUGUUGGUUAAGAAAGGGGCAGAUGUUGAAGCAAGGACUAAUAAGGGUGUUACUGCUUUACAGAUUGCUGAGUCUUUGCACUAUGUGGGCAUCACUAGAGUGCUCAUUCAUGGCGGUGCAGUUAAAGAUGGCAUCACACACAUGGUGAUGCCAGCUUUACACUCUUCUUUCAGGAAUGGCAUAGCAGGGAAAGAGGUGGAGAUCAAACCGAUGAAGAAGAGGCCACCGAGGGCUAGAGCAUUGCGUGGUAGCUUUGAUCGGGCAAUGCCUUUAGCCGUGGUUUAG
Molecule: messenger RNA, 1614 nt
Organism: Dovyalis caffra
Lineage: Eukaryota; Viridiplantae; Streptophyta; Magnoliopsida; Malpighiales; Salicaceae
Source: the annotation of a GenBank genome assembly